UUGUUCUUGUUGCCGUACGUAAAAAACGAUCUCCAUAACUUUUCCUUACAACUUUCGUUGUAAUGAAUAUGAAACAACAGCAUUUUGAGUGUAUUUUCUGGAAAAUAUAGCUCUAGACUAGUAUUACUUUCAUCAGUAUGUGGAACACACCCGCUCGGUAAUCGGUGUUCCAAUUUGUCCACGGCACAUUGGAAGCGCUUUGUUGUGGCACAACAGGAAAAGAUAUUGUGUGUGUUUUUUGCGAGUAAAAAACUACCGGAAGUAGCGCCGAAAUGGAGGCUGAAAACUCCAACAAGUAUCAGAAGCUUGCCCACGAAUACUCAAAAUUGCGCGCCCAGGCAGGCGUAUUAAAACGGGCCGUGCUCGAGGAACAGAACAAAAACUCGACCCUGCGGGAAACGUUGCGCACGAAGGAGGCCACCCUGCGGAAGUCGGAACAGGAAGUGGACAGUUUGGGAUUCCGCAACAAGCAACUGGAGAAACGCGUGGCGGCAUUGCAGGAAAACAUAGAGCACGAUCUGAAGAAAACGGCCGUUAGUAAGGGUGGCAAAAACAAAUCCUCCGCCGGCGGUGAUGGCAAUGUGGUUUCGAUGCCAGAUUCGGGGGUAAUUGCGGAAGAACUUCAGAAAAAGAUCUUCGAGAACGCGAAACUCUCAAACAUUGUAGAGGAUAAAAAUGCCGAAUUGAAACAGCUGCAAAACCGCAUCGAAGGGCUUAACCGUGAACUCCAGCAACAGGCGGUCGUGGAGCAGAAGCUGCGCAAAGAACUCGAACUGCUUACCGUCCGCAAUACCGAGCUGGAAUCGAAAGCGUCCGAGGCUGCGAGCACGAUUGGAAGUGAGGAUGGCCUGAGUGUCACUACGGACAUGGAAAACCAUUUUAAUCAUUUUACCACCAGCUCGAACAGCGCAUCUCAGGUGCCGAACAAUGGCACCAACAAUAACUCCGCGGCGGCCAGCCAGGACGAACGGAUCGUGUUUCUCGAGAAGGAACUAAACCAUUGGCGGGCCCAGUACGAGCUGUUGAAAAUCGAAACCUCUAGUCAAAUGCGAAUAGCGCCAAAGGCGGAACAAAAGGACGACAUUUUUAGCCAUGGUACUGAUGGAAUCAACAGAACCCUAGAGGAUAAUCAACAGCAAAGUGAAUUCCAAACCCGAGAAAGGAAGCUGACCGAGUGUUUUACGAAAAGUAUAGAGGAACUUUUUCAUGACAAAUGCCGUGCCGAAUCGAAACUGGCUUCACAUUUUAUGGAAUGUCAAAGACUGCAGACCCAUUUGGAAGUUUUCAAAAACCGUCUAAAGGAACGGGAGGAGGCCAACCGGGAAGAGGAACGUCGAUUCCGUAUCAUCGAAGAUGAACUGUCACGUACUCGCCUAAAUUACGAGGAACAAAUAAGUGUUCUGACCGAGCAAGUGAUAAGCUUAAGUGAUCAGUUAGCCAAGGCCAAGUAGAAACAACCCCACGCGCGGGAGGCGGAAGGUUUAAAACUACUUCUGCUGAACUGCAGAACUACUGCUCUUAGAUGCUGCAGAUGGGGUAAAAUGUUUGUGUGUGCUACUCUCAGAGAUGUGAAUAUCAUUCAUUCCUUCCUGGUGCUAGGAGGACAAAAACAACGCAUAUACUUAUGUGUGAGCAUUUUGCAAUAAGAUAGCCAGUGGAAAACUGUGUCGAAAAG
Messenger RNA from Anopheles coustani, 1675 nucleotides. RefSeq names its product protein phosphatase 1 regulatory subunit 21. The record is from RefSeq and is a predicted model, not a curated record. The transcript is spliced from 6 exons. Lineage: Eukaryota; Metazoa; Arthropoda; Insecta; Diptera; Culicidae. The coding region runs from base 273 to 1451 and encodes 392 amino acids. Gene Ontology annotation, cellular component: early endosome; membrane.